AUGCAAGCAGACAGCUGCGGGAGUCUAGAUGGCAAGGCACCCUUGCCUUGUCCUUUCCAAGAACCAAUGAUAGCACCCAAGCACAUGCAAGAUGGCUCAACGGCAGUAGCUGAGCGGUUGGAAACAGUUAAUUUAAGUGAUGACCCCUCUGCCCCAAGACCCAUCUCUGUCAGUGUUCAUUUAACAGGGGAAGAAAGGGAAGCUUUGGUGUCGUUAUUGAAGGAAUUUCGAGAUGUGUUUGCUUGGAGUUAUGAAGAGAUGCCCGGCUUUAAUCCAAACUUGGUAAGUCAUACGCUGAAUAUUGAGCUCGGUGCAAGACCUGUUGUACAACCACGAAGGAAUUUUCAUCCUGAAAUUGAGAAACAAAUCAAGGUGGAAGUUGAAAAACUGCUAGCCGCUGGAUUCAUCAAGCCAAUCAAACACCCGACAUGGCUAGCAAAUAUCGUACCCGUGAAGAAGAAAACUGGGGUAAUCAGAAUAUGCACAGACUAUCGUGAUCUCAAUCGAGCCUGCCCAAAAGAUGAAUUCCCGCUGCCCAACAUGGAUAUCUUGAUUGAUUCAACCUCGGGUCAAGGCAUGCUAUCCUUCAUGGACGAAUUUAGUGGCUAUAAUCAAACCAAGAUGUCUCCCAAGGAUGCCGAGAAAACAGCCUUUCGAACACCUUAUGGAAAUUUCUACUACACGGUCAUGCCAUUUGGUCUCAAGAAUGCCGGUGCUACCUACCAACGGGCCAUGACGGCGGUGUUUCAUGAUAUGAUGGGAAAAGAGGUGGAAGACUAUGUGGAUGACCUCGUAGUAAAAUCCAAAACCAAAGAAAGUCAUCAGGGAGUUCUGAGGCGGGUGCUGGAAAGGUGCCGGCUGUAUGGGUUAAAAAUGAACCCAAAGAAAUGCGCAUUCGGAGUCUCAUCUGGCAAGUUCCUGGGCUUUCAGGUACACCAGCGUGGUAUAGAUGUGGAUUCUGAGAAAACCAAAGCCAUAUGCUCCCUUGCACCACCUAAGAAUCCAAAGGAAUUGAAAAGGGAAGCCAUAUAUAUGGAGCCAGGAAUGCCAAGAAGCUUACCAGCGGGUACAACAACUGAUCACAAAGCUGCCCACGAUAGGGCACCUAUUCCAGGACUUCCACUCAAACUUUAUUUGGCUGCGACAAAUGCUGCGGUUGGAGCUUUGCUUGCGCAGGAUGGCCAUAACGGGGAGGAAAGCCCUGUUUAUUAUGUAAGCCGACAACUGAGAGGAGCUGAAGCAAGGUACCCGAAAACGGAACUCUUAUGCCUUGCUCUUGUCUAUGCUGCGCAGCGCUUGCGACACUACUUCCUUGCUCACAAGUUACAACUCAUAGUAAAGUCUGAUCCCGUAAGAUAUCUGCUCACAAGGCCGGUAUUAUCCGGUCGUCUCGCACGUUGGUUAUUGCAGCUUUCCGAAUUUGAUAUCAUAUGCACAACUCCUAAGGCCAUCAAGGGACAAGCUGUGAUUGACAUGCUAGCUCUAUUCCCCGAAGUAGAAGGAUCAACCCUUUCCAAGGAAGUCCUGGGAGAGCUGCCAGAAAUGGUUGCUACUGUUACAGAGGAGGAACCAUGGACCCUCUACUUCGAUGGGUCUUCCACAUCAAAAGGUGGAGGGGCAGGUGUUGUGCUCAUUAAUCCCUACGGGCAAGCUACGGCUCUCUCAUUCAAGCUAGACUUUCCAUGCACGAAUAACGUGGCAGAAUACGAAGCUUUUAUUGUGGGAUUGUCCACAGCAAGAGAAAUGGGCGCAGAAAAGGUGAAGAUCAUUGGCGAUUCGAACCUGGUACUAAGUCAAUUGCAAGGAAGCUUUGCGGUGAAGGAAGCAACCUUGGCACCAUAUCGGACAGCUGCUGAAAGGCUCAUUAAUUCCUUCAAGCAAAUCGUGAUGGAGCACAUUCCAGGAACCACCAAUAGAACAGCCCAACAUCACCGUGAUAAGGAGAAGCACACCAGUGGUCGAAGCAAUGGCCCAGGGGACCUGCUGGAAGAGGAUGAUUGGAGAAAGCCACUGAAGAAAAAAUUAGGUGAAGAGAGCAGCAUUAAAGACUUGAAAGACUAUGUGACUAUCUUUGGGGAACUCUACAGACGUCUUCCGGGAGGUGUUCUAACCCGGUGUGUUGGGAUGGCAGAAGCAAGAAGGAGGUUGCAAGAGGUACACGAUGCCACUUGCGGCUUGGAACCAGUAAUCAGCCUGUACCGGCGCUUGCAACGCAAAGGUUAUUAUUGGCCAGAGAUGAAGAAGCAAGCAGCUGAACUACAAUUCGAUUGUCCCACCUGUUCUACGAUACCCUCUAUAGAGGAGUCAUUCACUGUUUCAUUUGCAGAAGAUUGGCGGGCUCCAUACUUGGCAUUCUUUGUUGGAGGAACUCUGCCGACUAACCCCAAGCUUGCUUAUAAGCUCAAAAAGACCAUGAAGAGGUAUUUUGUUGAUGGGUCAACUCUCUAUCGGAAGGGGUUUAAUGGUGAGCCAUUAAAAUGCUUGGGAGAAUCAGAGGCACGUCAAGCCAUGCAAGAGAUACAUGCUGGAGAGUGCGGAGAGCACCAAGGAAUGAAGAAGCUUCACCGGCAGCUACUAAGCAUUGGGUAUUAUUGGCCUACCAUGAAGAGGGAUGCGCAUGACUUUGUUAAGAAAUGCCACACAUGCCAAAUCUAUGCUAAUCUAAGCCACAAACCUCCUACAUUGCUGCAAGACAUGCGCACUCCCUGGCCUGGCUUCCAUACUUGGGGGCUUGAUUUAAUUGGGACAAUCCAUUCCCCUUCCGAUGGCUACAUAUGGAUCCUUACCGCUACGGAGUAUUUCACGAAAUGGGUUGAGGCAAUUCCCCUUCGAAAGGCCACAGGAGCUGCUGUCUCGAAUUUCAUUCGGGAAUACAUUGUGUGUAGGUUCGGAAUCCCAUACAAGAUGGUCACCGACAAUGGCACACCUUUUGUCAACAAGCAAGUGAGUUCAACCCUUAGUGGGUACAGUAUCAAGCAUCGUCGCUCUACGCCUUAUUACCCGCAGGGAAACGGUCAAGCAGAAGCUACCAAUAAGACGAUAUUGAGGAUUCUAAGCAAGAUGGUAUAUGAGUAUCAAGAAGGCUGGAGUGUUCACCUGCCGGAUGCUUUGUGGGCUUAUCGCACCUCACCAAGGAGCGCUACAGGUUUUUCACCUUACUCACUUGUGUACGGAUCUGAGGCUAUUUCACCCGUGGAAAUCACCAUCCCGACAACCAGGAUAGCAGCUGUCAAUGAUCUUGAAUGGGAUGCAAAGACAUGCUCGGAUUGGCGUUUGCUAGAUCUCGAAGCAGUUGAUGAGAAAAGGAUGGAAGCUGAAAGAAGGAUGGCACUUUACAACAAGACUGUUGCCCAAGCCUAUAACAGGACCGUUAAGCCUCAAGCCUUCAAGCAAGGAGAUCUCGUGCUAAAAGUCGUUGAACAUGUGAGAAGGCAAAUGUCAGGACCUUCCAAAUUUGCCCCACAAUGGGAGGGUCCAUUCGCAGUCAAGGAGGUACACAGCAGCGGUUAUUAUCGCUUGAUCUCUGUCAAGGAAGGCAUGCUAAUGGAUCCCAUCAAUGGAAAAUGGCUCAAGCCCUACUACUGCUAA
Molecule: messenger RNA, 3588 nt
Organism: Prunus armeniaca (apricot)
Lineage: Eukaryota; Viridiplantae; Streptophyta; Magnoliopsida; Rosales; Rosaceae
Source: the annotation of a GenBank genome assembly